This is a messenger RNA of Guillardia theta CCMP2712, 653 nucleotides long. RefSeq lists its product as hypothetical. The record is from RefSeq and is a predicted model, not a curated record. NCBI's taxonomy places the organism in Eukaryota, Cryptophyceae, Pyrenomonadales, Geminigeraceae. Gene Ontology annotation, biological process: protein refolding. The annotation marks the transcript as partial. Gene Ontology annotation, molecular function: peptidyl-prolyl cis-trans isomerase activity. The transcript has 2 exons.
AGAUGAAGCAGCACCUCUUGAUCUGCUUGAUCGCGGUCGUCGUGUGCUGCGCAGCAUUUGCGCUGGCAAAGAGCUCAAACGAAGAGAAGAUGAAGAAGUACUACAUCCGCACGGGCAAGAAAUUCCUUGAGGAAAAAUCCAAGGAGGAAGGCGUGAAAAAGUUGCCGAGCGGAAUGCUUUACAGAGUCAUCAAGGAGGGGACGGGCAAAGGAAAGAAGUCCUCCCCCAACGUUGGAGACUCCUGCAAGGUCACCUACUCUGGCAAGCUAAAGGACGGGACUCCCUUUGACAGCGGGACAACCUCGUUCGCUCCCAACCAAGUGAUCAAGGGGUGGACGGAGGCGCUGCAGCUCAUGUGUGAAGGAGACAAGUGGGAACUAUUCAUCCCCUACGACAUGGCGUACGGCGAGCGAGGAUCUCCUCCAAAGAUCCCCCCAUACAACCCUCUCGUGUUCGAGGUUGAGUUGCACAAGGUGGAGAAGGGGGGGAAACCAUGCAAGGAUGCGAAGGCUGAUCUUCAGAAGAAACUUUCUGAGGUAAGCGAGUCCAAGGAUCUCUAAGAUUUCUGCUGCACGAAUGCGAGCGAUGCACGUCUUGGAAGAUAUAUUUUUUGUUUCGUGCAUUGAUGGGCAAAUAAAACACACGAAUGGCAA